Messenger RNA from Oryza brachyantha (malo sina), 2135 nucleotides. Its product is annotated as protein POLLENLESS 3-LIKE 2. Bases 273 to 1802 code for a protein of 509 amino acids. The transcript has 4 exons. Gene Ontology annotation, molecular function: protein binding. NCBI's taxonomy places the organism in Eukaryota, Viridiplantae, Streptophyta, Magnoliopsida, Poales, Poaceae. The record is from RefSeq and is a predicted model, not a curated record.
GCCAAAAUCCUAUUAUAAAAAGUAAAUGGGCCUCGACUUCUCACUUUAUGGGCCGACACUGUCCGGCCCGUCAAACCGGCCCGGGAAGCUUCCAACGGCUAGUUUUUGCAAACGGCUACUUGGGCAACGGUCGGGCAGCGAGCUGUUGGAUUCAUAUAUCUCCUGUGGAAGGGAAUCCAAUGUCGUAGUGUACAAACCGCUCCGCCGCCUCCUCCUCUAGCUCCGCCGCCGCCGCCGCCGCCGCUGCCUCCUCUGUUCUCGGGUCGACGACGAUGAUGCAGCAGCAGCAGCAGGAGACGUGGCACGCCGCCGCGGCGGUGGGGCUCCGGCCGACCAAGUCGGCCCCCUGCUCACCCAUCAAGCCGGCGGCGGCGGCGGCGCCAGCGGCGGCCAUGCUCCGGGCCAACUCCGACUCCUUCCACGUCGCCCACAAGGUCCCCGUCGGCGACACGCCGUACGUGCGUGCCAAGCGCGUCCAGCUGGUGGACAAGGAUCCGGAGAAGGCCAUCGCGCUGUUCUGGGCGGCGAUCAACGCCGGCGACCGCGUGGACAGCGCGCUCAAGGACAUGGCCAUCGUGAUGAAGCAGCAGAACCGCGCGGAGGAGGCCAUCGAGGCAAUCAAGUCGCUGCGCAGCCGCUGCUCCGACCAGGCGCAGGAGUCGCUCGACAACAUCCUCCUCGACCUCUACAAGAGAUGCGGGCGGCUGGACGACCAGAUCUCGUUGCUCAAGCACAAGCUGCAGCUCAUCCACCAGGGCCUCGCCUUCAACGGCAAGCGCACCAAGACGGCGCGGUCGCAGGGGCGCAAGUUCCAGGUCACCCUGGAGCAAGAGGCAACCAGACUUCUUGGCAAUCUGGGGUGGGCGCUGAUGCAGAAGGAUAACUACACGGAGGCGGAGGGGGCGUACCGGCGGGCGCUGCUCAUCGGGCCGGACAACAACAAGAUGUGCAACCUGGGCAUCUGCCUCAUGAAGCAGGGCCGCGUGCUGGAGGCCAAGGACGUGCUCAAGCAGGUGCGGCCGGCGGGGGUCGACGGCCUCCGCGGCGCCGACUCGCACCUCAAGGCCUACGAGCGCGCGCAGGAGAUGCUCCGGGACCUCGAGGCCAAGCUCGUCGGCCGCCCGCGCGCCGACCUGCUCGACAAGAGCUGGCUCUUCGACGCGCUGAUGCUCGGCUCCUCCUCCAGUAUCUGGCAGCCGCAGCCGUGCAUCGACCACAUGCUGCCCCCGGCCCCGAUGCCGCGCGACCAGUUCGCCGACGAGAACGCCGGCGCCGGCGCAAACAAGAAGGUGGCGGCCGCGGCCGCGCACGCGCUGCAGCCCAACAUCCUCAGGGUGGACGCGCAGCCGUUCUACUCGCUGCGCAUGCCGCCGCUGGCGACCAAGCCACAGAACGUGCAGCAGCCGCAACAGAAGCCGCCGACGCCGCAGCCGCAGGUGCACGAUCCAAUGGGCAACCUGAAGAGGACACGGUCCGGCAACGCCAUGGACAAGGCCACAGCAUCAGCCGGGCCAGGGGGGAAAGAACCGAGCAACGACGAGAACAACGGCAGGAGAAAGUCACUCACCGCCGAGGAAAGAUGGCCGGAGCUGCCCGACCACAGCGCGUUCGACGAGGCCCUUGUUGCGGCCGUCCUGGCCCCGGUCCUCGAUGACUCCGCCGCCACCGCAGAAUUGAACGGCAACUGCAAACCGGCGCUGGCGCCGGCGAGCUGCUGCGACACGAGCCCGGCGAUGAAGGAGAAGAUCGGGAAGAGGCUCAGGAUCUUCCAAGACAUCACACAGACACUGAACACUUUCUGAUUUCGUUCUUGAUUUUUCCUUUUCUUUGUUACUCACAACAGCCAAGGCUUGAUGAGGACCAUGGCGACGCCGCGAAGGAGAUGUGCUUGUUCUCCUGGAAGAUUCCAUGUCGCCGCUAAGUUAAAUUAGGAUCCUGAUUGGGUUUAGUCUGCUGAUGAUUCUUGAUUUGAUUUUUAACACACCCUAAUAACAGCUGAUCAAUCAUUCACAUUCUUCAGCUUUUGACACUUUGCCAGAAGGCUUUCUUGUAACAGAACACGAUUGGAUUUGCAUAUCUUGUUCUAAUUCAGUUUGUUAACAGUUGAAUAACAGAGUGUCGUUUGUUUAUGCUGC